UGAACCAAAGUGAAGGGAAUGAGUGGGAUUUAGAGAGAUAAGUGAGAGAGUUUAGAGAGAAGGUUCAUCAUCUCCUUCUCCUUUUUCUUCUUCUUCCUCUUCAAAACAAAAAAAAAACUAACACAAAUUUUCCUCAAAGACCCUCAAGAAGCCACCUUUACCUCUUCUACUCUUCACCAAGGAGUUAGCAUUCAAGGAUGAGCAAGAGACCGAUGGACGCAUGUGAGGAGACGUCACAAGGAAAUGAUGUGACGACGAGCUAGCGAUUCAAAGAUUAGUCGUGUGGAGAUUACGGGGAGCUCGGUGGGCAUAUGAGCCUUUUAGUUUAUUUUCCUUUUGGAGUAUAUGUUGUAAUAAUAUACAUUGAUGUAAGGGUACUUAUUAUUGGGUAUUUAUUACUCAUCGUAGAGCAUGUUUUGGAAAGUAUUAGAAAGUAUUAUGUUUCAAAAGGAAAAAAAAAAAAUAUACCUUCAUUUUUAUGUUUUCGAAAGUUCAUUAGCAUGAUUAAUUUACUUUUGAAUCACUAAGUAACCCCUGAAAAUCGGGGCGUUACAUCUUGUUUCAGGCCGAUGGGCCAGCUUAUUCUCAUUUUGAGGGAUAGUGUUGCGGACACUUAACCUUUUCUUUUGGUUUGUACUUUUGCCUACGGGCGUUACAUGUUUCUUCUUUCCGUCACUAGAGGUUACUCGUGACGAGGUUGUUGCUUACAGCGGGGGCUGUUAUAUAUAUUGUAUAUUAGUUUUAUUGCUUUUCGCUUUUAUUUAAUUCAGUCUUGUCUUAGUUAUUAUCGAAAAAAAAAUAUUCACGUUUUUUUUCCGCAUUAAGUUUACUUUUGGUUACUAAAGUGACGCCACCGAAAUCGGGGUGUCACAUUGUGGUAUCAGAGCACGGUCGAGUCUUUCGGGAGUUGUUGGGGAAUAGGUCUUCUGUGCUAGGUUGUGUGACUCUGCAAAGAGUGAAAAUUGAUUGUCUGCAAGCGAAUUUUUCGCUUAGAAUUGAUUGAAGUUAUUGCUUACUCAUAUUGUAUAGUUAUACUACAUGCUAUCUUAUGAUGAGUACUAACUGUUUGUUUGACUAAGCAUAGGAUGGUAAGCCCUGAUCGAAUGGCAAAAGCGAUAGCUACAAUGAUUGAAGCAAUGAUGAACCAGGCUGCUGAGGACGCUUACAGACACGCGGAGGAGGCUGCACGUAAGCAACCUCAACUGCUAAGCGAGGUGUCCAAGUACCAUCAUAAUGGGUUGGACCGAGUUGGAACUGGAGGACCAGUGAGAUCAGGUUUCCAGGAGUACCAACUGUGGAAGCCAUAUCAGCAUCAUGAGGGGAGAGACCCUAUUCCGGGAUCACGCAAGUCGACGACCGCAACUAUUGGCCAGGAGGCUGUGUCAUGCUACCGUUGUGGAAAGCUUGGACACUACGCCUUUCAGUGCUCAGUGGCUGAAACAAAAUGCUGGAAGUGCAGACAACGUGGACAUUUGGUCGUGAACUGUAGGACGUUUCAGGCGGGACCGUCUGAUAACAAGAUGAAGGGAAAGUUUCCCGCCAUAGCUAAAGGGGCAAGGAAACAAGUGUCAUGUUUCAGAUAUGGGGAGCCGGGGCACUAUGCUAAUGCUUGUCCCGACGCGAGGCCCAAAUGCUAUAAUUGUAACAAAAUGGGGCAUACUGCCGGUCGGUGCAGAGCACCCAAGGCUGAACCAACUGUCAACACUGCUCGUGGUAAGCGUUCUGCUGCUAAAGCAAGAGUUUACACCAUGGACGGUGAGAGAGCUGAGGGAUUUGUCAGAGGAGGGCGCAAGAACGAUGGUAACCUUCUAACCAUUCUUUCUCAUUCUAGUAUAAUAUGUUCCAUUACUCGCGUAGCAUGUGCAAUACCCCUAUCCUACUUAUGUGGUUUAAGCUUUGACCUUAUAGUUAUUACGCCUAUAAAUACUUUAUUUGACUGCGCUCGUGUUUAAACUAUAGCAGUUACACGAGGUUUAGAAUAACACGUUAAGCCUAAAAAGUAGUCUUGCAGCGAUGCGUUUAACAAGAAGCGAGAAGCUAAAAAAAUGAAUCUUAGAGAGAUUCUGUAUGGAUAGUAUACGUAUGAUGUCGAGAGUGUGUAGUUCCGUAGCGGCAUCAUUGAGGAUUUAAUAUCAAGAUAUUUGUGACUAUUGGAUGAUAGGAACUCAUUGACUGUUCCAGUAGGUUUUUCUAGAUUUCCACCUUCGAUGUAUUAGGCCUGAUCAACUUAAUAUUGAGGGGGUGAUAUUCGGAAUCACAGCUGGCUAUGGACUUUGAUAGAAGGAUUGGUAAGAAUAACUUGAUUUGAUCGAAGAUUAGUUGAAUUUGGGAGGAAAGUUUGUAUUAAGCACUUGAUUGUACAAGAUUAAGAUUUGAACCUUUGGAAGUUGAUGAUUGUCGUAUAGACAUUAAUUGGUUGGUUCGUGUGAUUACUCCAAGUAGAGGUAGACUAAGUCAAGAGAUUUAAUGUUGGAAAAAUAUUAGGUAUUUUCUCGGAAGUUAUGAAGUCAUAGGUUAUGUGAUUACUGAGUGGAAUUGUUAGAGACCAAAUAGGUUGGGUUUAAUCAGGUUAUAGAUGAUAGCUUGAUAGUAACAAGAUUGAGAAGAAUUAACUUUGAACUAGAUUGUUGUAGUCGAGUUCGAGGAAUAAGUUUUGCUAAGUGCAUGAUUAAUUUGUGGAGACAUUAUAGUCUUAAGAGAUGAAUUUUCACUUGAAAAGUGUUGAAGGGUCAAAGGACAUUACUGAUGCAAACUAGAUAAAAGUUUAGAUUUUAAGCCCAGGAAGUUUAACUUGAAUGUGUAAGACUUAGAGAAUUGUCAGGAGUUUACUGGAGUGACUAAGUGUUGAAUCAAUGAUUAAGUUAGAAAAAGAAAGUUUUAGCAUAAGUUGAAUCCUUGAGGUUGUUGAUAUGGAUUUCAAAGAAAAUAUGCUCAGAUUACUAAGUGAGAUUUACUAAGUUGGAUUGGAAUCUUAGGGUUAAGAUUGACCUUGAGAGUUGAGAAUCACGUACGAGUAGGAGAUUGGACAUCUGAAGAUGAGUUGCGGAUUAAGACCAUUGAGGUAUAGUAUAAGAGAGAUCUUGAAGUAAAGAAAUUCUGAGUUGUGUAGAGUGAUAAGGUUGGUUAUAAGUUGGUAAUCGAUUGAUGUUGAUUAUGAGAUUGCGGACAUAAUGAACCAUGUGAUAAGAUUUGAAUGAUGUUAGCAUAACAAGUUAUGACUAUAGAUAUCAGGAUCAAGUUAUGAGUGUGAGAGCAUGACGACACUUAUCAGGUCGUUUGUGUAAGCGAAGGAGUUAUAGUUUUAAGAAAUGAAUAUUCAUUUAAGAAGUGUUGGAGAGUUAAGGGAUAUUAGAGGCCCAAACUUAGUGAAGGUUUAGAUUUUAAGCCAAUAGAUUUAAUCCCAAACGCGGGAGACAGGAAGUCUUGUUAGUUUUGAUCAAGAGACCAAGUAAUGGAUUGAUUGGAGGAUGAUCAAGUUACGGAAAGGAAAGUGUUAGUAGUAAGAUGAAUACUUGAGGUUUUUUUUACAUUUGGAUAAGUUUCGUAGAGUUUAAGAGGGAAUGGAACUUUGUUAUGGAUUCCGGUGAUGCAUGCUAGAGUUAGCAAGUGAAUUUCGCUCAGUUGAAUAAGAAUCCUAUGAUUAAGAUUGACUUGAGGAGUUGAAAAAUCAUGUACGAAUCAGAGAUUUAGCGGUGUUAAUAUUUACGAUUGUAGUUAAACCUCAGAAAGUUGAAGGAUGGGAUGAUAAGAUGACUAGUUAAGUCCAUUGAGGUAUAGUUAUGAUUUGAUCUUCUAGGGGAUGAGACCUUACUUGUGUGAAGUGUUAAGGAUUGCAGUAAGUUAAAUUGGUUUGAGUAAGGAAGGUCUUGAGGACGAAGACGACAAUAAUGGAUUGUUGGAUAUUAAGAGGAUGUUUAGCUUAUGAGUGGUUGAUGAAUUUAUGAUUAAGGGGAUGAGUCUUGUGAUGCACAAGGUAUUAAGACUCAAGUCGAGUUUUAAUUUGAAUGGUGACUAAGUAGAAGAUCGAUUUCAUGGUGCGAGUGAUGAUAAUCACGAAGUUGGAAGUGACGUUAAUGGACUAGUAGAUUCCAAUGGAAUAGUUCGUCUAGGAGUUACCAAGCGAUCGAGUUGAAUUUUGGAUCAUGGGUGAACAUCUCGAGGACAAGUUGAGCAUUCACUUCGGAACAUAGAAAUGUACCGAGUUUCUAAUCAGUAUUUUGGACGAACAAGAGAAAAAGGAGCAUGUGGUUAAGGUUGUGCGAUUGCACGAAUACCAACAAAUAUAAUUUCCAACGGAGAACCGACGCAAGUGGUCGAACCGGACAACAUAGAGUUGAAAGAUGAUAUGUCUUUUGAGACGCCGUCGGUCAACAUUAGGACUAGAAGAGUGAAACAAUCGAGGAGAAAGCAGAGUGCUUUAGUGAAAGUUAUUUGGAAUAAAGACACGGACGGUGCUAUAUGAGAGUUAGAGGAAAAGAUCAAGGAAUAAUGUCCAGAACUUUUACUGACCCUUAAGUUUCGAGGACAAAACUUUCUUUUUGGAGGGUAGUAAUGUAAGGCCCAAGUUUUUCAGUUUAUACCAAGUGAAUAAAUUCUUAUUCACAAGUAGGUUGAUGUAUCGUGAAAGGAAACCUGAACUAGAGUUUACCAAAUGAAAUAAAUUUAUGAAGGAGAAAGUUCAGGAAAAGUCAAAGGAUUGUGUCGAAGUCGAUAAAAGUUAUAGC
Lotus japonicus is the source of this 4724-nucleotide messenger RNA. RefSeq lists its product as uncharacterized. Bases 1086 to 1952 code for a protein of 288 amino acids. The record is from RefSeq and is a predicted model, not a curated record. Lineage: Eukaryota; Viridiplantae; Streptophyta; Magnoliopsida; Fabales; Fabaceae. Gene Ontology annotation, cellular component: cytoplasm. Gene Ontology annotation, biological process: positive regulation of cytoplasmic translation. Gene Ontology annotation, molecular function: zinc ion binding; translation regulator activity; single-stranded RNA binding. The transcript is spliced from 2 exons.